This is a messenger RNA of Ochotona curzoniae (black-lipped pika), 519 nucleotides long. RefSeq names its product vestigial like family member 1 (gene VGLL1). Gene Ontology annotation, biological process: regulation of transcription by RNA polymerase II. Bases 1 to 519 code for a protein of 172 amino acids. NCBI's taxonomy places the organism in Eukaryota, Metazoa, Chordata, Mammalia, Lagomorpha, Ochotonidae. Gene Ontology annotation, cellular component: nucleus. The record is from RefSeq and is a predicted model, not a curated record. The transcript has 2 exons.
AUGGAAGAAACGAGGAAGACUGGCGGCCAGCAGGCCAGACGUAGGCAGAGUCCUGUAAUGACAGAGUGGAGUUCCAAUUGCGUCAUUUUCAACUAUUUCCAAGGAGACAUUGGCAGCGUAGUGGAUGAGCACUUCUCCAGAGCUCUGAGCAACAUCAGGAGUCCCCAGAGACUGGUAACCUCAAGCAUGAAUGAAGAUGUGAUCCUAAGGAAUGGUGGUGACAUGCCUCCAUACAAGUGGCGUUUCCCUUCAUGGACAAAUUCACAGCCAGAAGGGUUUCUUGCAAAUGGCGUCGGCAACUGCAGCUCGGCUGUGUCUGUUCCCGUGGCUGUGAAUCAGCAUCCACUGACCCUGACUGGGACCGCUUCUGCUCAACCCAGGGAGCUGUGGCAUUUUGCCCCCACCGCCAGCUCCAGCCAUGCAGAGGCUGGAUACUCUAAUGCGGUCUCCACUGGGCGCUUGGUUCCAGAGCGCCAGUCUGAUGGGAAAUGUGAGCCCCUUCUAAAUAUCCUUCAGUAA